This is a messenger RNA of Penicillium bovifimosum, 1770 nucleotides long. RefSeq lists its product as uncharacterized. Lineage: Eukaryota; Fungi; Ascomycota; Eurotiomycetes; Eurotiales; Aspergillaceae. The transcript is spliced from 3 exons. Gene Ontology annotation, cellular component: membrane. The coding region runs from base 1 to 1770 and encodes 589 amino acids. Gene Ontology annotation, biological process: transmembrane transport; metal ion transport. Gene Ontology annotation, molecular function: metal ion transmembrane transporter activity. The record is from RefSeq and is a predicted model, not a curated record.
AUGCAGCACAGAAAGCCCGCACUUACGCCCGAGAACUAUACGAGGGCAAUAUUCUCCCUUUCAAGGCGGCUGUCGAAUACUUCUGCCUUUCCGGGAAACAAUUAUACCGACCCCAGAGAAUGGAUGCUACAAGAUCGUAGCCUUUUCAAGUCGACGAAACUGGAAGAUGAUGCCAUUCGCUUCGCCUCGAAGUCUGAACAUCCUCACGAUCUAGUGGUGGUUUAUAACAGCGCGCAGAGAAAGUGGGAUGUGCAAGCAUAUAGACAAGAGCAACACGCGGUCUUCUCUGCUGAUACGUCUGUCCCAGCUAGCGAUUCGGGGCAAAUUGUCUUCAUCCGAGGCUCCAUAUCACCGUCGUGGGUGUCGGCCAUUGGGAGCAAAUACAAUAUCGAUCCAGAAUUCUUUAGGCGACAUAUGGAUUUCCUCUGCGCAAGCAUCCACAGACAUUCGUACGGUUUUCCAUCCCUUCCAAGCACCUCUAACAACAUCAUUCGACUGUGUGUGAGCACUCUCCUUCAUCGCGAUGAUUUCGGCGGACAGGACCUCCAGUCACAACGAUCACAUCAUUCCGCUGAACUCAGGAAAUACAAGAUGCGACAGCUCGGCUCUACCAGAGUCUGCUGCGGAGAUUCACUGGUACGCGAGUACUCCACUAUAUGCUCGUCCUUCUCCGUGGUUGAACAAUGGAUUUCACUUUGUAUCGCCAAGACAGGCAAAGGCUGGACCGUUAUUGCUUGGAUGGACCAGGGUAGACCCUUACAGGAAUCUCCUCCGGGACCAUGGACAAGUCACUUCGAAUCCCAGGCUACACCACUACCUGUUCUCCAACAUCAUCCGAAAAUGGCGUUUCGAACCACUCACAAUCGCCUAGAUCAGGAGCUGAAAGCUUCCGCAGAAGUCCAGCAAAGCACUGCCCUUUUGCCCUUACAAUACGAUUCAUUGGUCGCGCUUGUUAAUCUAGCCCGUCGUGCCCCUCGAGAUCCGCUUGCAAUGUGCAUUUCUCUGUUCACACAUGCGGCGUUCUCCGAGGUGCAAUUUUUGAAUCUCCUAGAGUCGAAAAUUGAAACUCAGAUAAACUCCAUAACUGAAGGGGUUUCCGCGGAUGAGUUGCUGGGAACGCUUCAAUACUUCUUCCACAUUCUCAACCGACAUGCGCAGCAGUUGAACGAUAGCACUCGUGCACUCUCCAAGUUGGCUGAGCGCAGUAAUCAAGCAUUGGACGGACCUAGGUUGGACAUUCCGGGCCCGAAGAGUACUACGUCGCCAGCAUCUGGCAUGGGUAUACGUUGGCAGACUCCAGAGACCGAAACGGCGAGAAAUUUUGGGUUUAAUAGCUCUGAGAGUGCUUUUACAACGAAAGGCCUCUUAGAGGAUUAUGCACAGCUCCAUGUUCGGUGCAUGGAGUUGUCGAACAUGUGCACUCGAGGUAUAACCUUGGCAAUGAACAAAGCUACAAUUGCGGAGUCUCGCAAAGCAAUCGAGCAAUCCGAGCGACUCAAGAAGUUGACUUUGCUUGCGACACUCUUCAUUCCUCUUACGUUUAGCUCCAGUUUACUGGGGAUGAACAUUGAUCUCCUGGGCCAGAAUGCUGUAAAAUUCUGGUGGUUUUUUAUCUUGUGUAUUCCAGUCACUCUCUGUUCCUAUAUUUUGUUUAUUUGGGACUACCAGGCUAUGCAGCAGUAUUGGGCGAGGCUCCGGAAAAGGCAUCGCAGUACGGGGCGUGAUCUGAAGGCUGGAGGCAGCGAGAAGGACCCAAGUCAUAUUGUGUGA